AUGCUCAAUUGGCAGGACUUUGACGCUGUAUUCCAGCCCAAGCCCGACUACUCUCUCGAUCACAAAUCUGUCGAAGCCAUCAUCAAACAUCGCAAGGAGUUUGGAGAUCAAUUAUUCUUCGAUCGCAUCUGGACAUCCAUUGGCUUGACUCGACCUUCAAGAAACAUCUAUCCGCCCCGAUCAAAUCAAGACUUACGCAGCCUCUGGGCCAAGAUCGUGUACUCGCCCGCUGCAGACGAACAGAAACUGGCCCUCCUCUACUACAUCCUUCGUGAUUGUCGCCAGCUACCCAAUGCCGACACCAACUUCGCUCGCAGAACAUACCUUCCCCAGAAAUACCAGCUUCUGGUCGCUGGCUUGUGGGAGCUCGACCACGGUCAAUUCUCUCGUGCCUUAGAGCACCUGACCGAUCCCUCGUUGACACCUACCUUCGCCGACGAUAUCCUCCUUGCUCUGCUACAACAUCCAAAAUGCGAUUCUUCUUUGGCCACGGCUUAUUACGUUGCUGUGUCACCCCCUUUGAAAGAUCCAGCAGCACUGGAGGCAUACUUUCGGUUGCUCGUUGCCAAUAAUCUCGUGGAAGCCUACUAUUUCGCACAGAAGCAAGAUGAUGCAAGACAUAAGAUUUUGUUUGAGAAAUUAGUCGUCUCAGUACAUCAAGACAAGCCUGGUGAUGCCCGCGCCGAGCGAGCAACUCUGCUUAUCGGCAUCCCGUUCACGCGUGAGGAAGACGUCUGGUUCGAGGAUUGUUUGCUGCAUGGUUCUGGAUCGAAGCUUCUUGGAGCCAGAGACUCGGUAAUGGCACGAAGGAUCGCGACAGGGAAACCGACCAACACCGCAGAUCUGAAUUGUCUAAAGGGAGAAAACCUGGGUGGAAUUGACUGGGACUAUGUGAGGACUGGAGUGGCCAAUACUGUGCCACAUUGA
This is a messenger RNA of Rhinocladiella mackenziei CBS 650.93, 927 nucleotides long. RefSeq lists its product as uncharacterized. The coding region runs from base 1 to 927 and encodes 308 amino acids. The transcript is spliced from 2 exons. Lineage: Eukaryota; Fungi; Ascomycota; Eurotiomycetes; Chaetothyriales; Herpotrichiellaceae. The record is from RefSeq and is a predicted model, not a curated record.